This is a messenger RNA of Psilocybe cubensis, 1095 nucleotides long. RefSeq lists its product as uncharacterized. The record is from RefSeq and is a predicted model, not a curated record. The transcript has 3 exons. NCBI's taxonomy places the organism in Eukaryota, Fungi, Basidiomycota, Agaricomycetes, Agaricales, Agrocybaceae. Bases 1 to 1095 code for a protein of 364 amino acids.
AUGGACCGCACUUUGAGAGCGACAUAUCGCAUGACGCGCCUCCUGACCCCCCCAGAGCCUGUUCACAGUUUGAUUGCCUCUCUUACCGGCGACAUCACCCCACAGGUCGCAUGUCUGCUCUUCACCUCUCUGCCACCAGAGAUCCGGCACCGCAUAUUCUCCUUCGCGUUGCAGAGUUACGACGACACAUCCAGACCAUACCCCGAUAACUCUUACUACUCGCGCCCGGGUUAUAGAUACCACCAGCGGAUCAACAUUGCGCUCCUCGCGGUGUGCCGUCGCAUCUACACCGAGACGCACGCGCUCGCAGUGCGUGUGAAUGAGCACGUGUUCUGGUGCUCUUCGAUGCGCGGCCCGCCGCGCGCCUUCUUCGACAACCCGAAAUGGUAUUUCAGCAAAUUCACUGUUGAGCAACGCGCCGCCAUCAGCCACAUUCAUCUCUUCACGCAGAUGUACUGGGUGGAGCGCGCACAGAGCUUUCGCGACUUUUGCGAGCUCGAGGAUGUGCACCCGAAGCAGCUCACGAUCACGAUUAGACACACGGAUUGGUGGUUCUGGGAGUUGAACACGCCAUUGGCGAUGAAGCUCCAUUGGCUGGAAUAUCUACAGCCUAUGAAAAAGCUUACUACGUUGGUUAUGGAACUUGAAACCAUCGAGCGUGACCACGACCAGUUGGACGCUGUUAUCGAAAACGUACUCAACACAUGCCUUGUUAUUCGUGCCGGAUCACGGACUCUGAAUAUACAGAAAGAUGGCCUCACGACAGUGCCUUACGUCGGGCCUGCUAUCUACAAGUACGACUGGGAUUCUGAUUUGGAGGAAAGCAUUUAUUACUCCAAACAAGACGAUCGAUGGAUCACUGGAAAGACAGAAACCGAUCCGGGUCCCAUCCCCAAAACGAAAGAAGUUAAUUGCCUGUGCACAUACAAUGCCCGGAGCGCCCGCCCAUUCCCAAGAAUAUCCACUGCUCGCGUAAAUGAUGCUCAAAUGGCAAUCAUCGGCAUUAAACUUCUUGAUGAGCAGAUGGUCACGGACAGAUAUCAAACUCGUACACUCUCCGAUACGAAUGGCGAAACAGUGGAGUUGAAAAUCUGA